AUGGCCACCUCCGAGCAAGCAAAAGGGGGAAACAACAAAAGAAAAUUCAGGAACAAGAAAAAGGACCAGUCUACUCAAGACCCUGCCAAGAAACAACAAGUGGUUGCAGUGUACGUCGCCACAACCACUACCAACCCCACUCCGAUAAGGCAAUACGUCGGGAACCUACCUAAGUGCAACAAAUGCAGCUACCACCACAAAGCUGCCAACGCCGGAGCAAGCCGAACUUGCUAUGGAUGUGGAGAAGCAGGACACCUCAAACGUAACUGCCCGAAUGCAAGAAACACCAACCCCGACGAAGUGGGCAGAGUUCUGGCGAUAGGUCAUGAGGAAGCCGUCGCAGAUCCAACUGUGGUUACCGGUACAUUUCCCCUCAACAAUACCUACGCAUGCAUUCUUUUCGAUAGUGGCGCGGAGAAAAGCUUCGUGAGCCACCAAUUUAAACGCUUGCUUAAUCAAACACCACAAACACUAAAAGACACAUUCACCGUAGAAAUGGCUAACGGAAAAACAGAGAACACUAACAACAUUUACAGUGGGUGUACCCUCACCUUAAAUGACCACUCUUUCCAAAUCGACCUUGUGCCGGUCACCAUAAAAAGUUUUGACGUUAUCAUUGGCAUGGAUUGGUUAUGCCCUCGCCAUGUGGAAAUCCUAUGUCACGAAAAGGCCUUUCUCUUUAAUCUGCCGAGUGGCGAAGCUCUCGUCAUUUAUGGCGACAAGCCUAGCACAAACUUUCAGAUAAUCUCUAGUAUCAAGGCUCAAAAGUAUCUUCGCAAGGAGUACCAUGCCUUCCUAGCCCACGUCGUAGAUAAGGGUCAAGGAAUGAAAGACAUCAAGGACAUUCCGGAGGUCUGCAAAUUCCCCGAUAUAUUCCCAGAAGACCUUCCCGGAGUGCCCCCUCCUUGA
Messenger RNA from Lactuca sativa (garden lettuce), 909 nucleotides. RefSeq lists its product as uncharacterized. NCBI's taxonomy places the organism in Eukaryota, Viridiplantae, Streptophyta, Magnoliopsida, Asterales, Asteraceae. Gene Ontology annotation, molecular function: zinc ion binding; nucleic acid binding. The record is from RefSeq and is a predicted model, not a curated record.